CGUGCAAGCGGAUCGCCGUCUUCCGUCAGCCGAAACGUCGAGCUCGGUUUCGCCAUUGAAGCCGAAGGCGAGAGAAGCUUCCUUCGUUUCCUCCUAUCCUCGCCGGCGCUUUCCUCCCCUCCAUCCCUCGUCAGAUCCACCGCGAUGUUGAAGCGCGGGAGCAGAUCGAAACAAUGGUUUGGCGUUUGUAACUUGAGCGUUCCGGCUCUGGUUACGUAUGCCGCACUGGUUGUUUUAGCUCUGGUUCUGUUCUACUGGGGUGGUGGUAAAGAGCCAGUGCCAGUGCCAGUGCCGGCGCAUGUGAAGCAAAGAUGGGAUAGGUUCGACUCUUCGGUUCAGUUUCGCCCUGUUGUGGAGCUCAGGAAUGGGACGGAUUUGAUAUCGCAGAUACCCGAUUCUCCGAAAGCAGUGCUGUUUAUAGCUCAUGGGUGUAAUGGCAGAGCUAUCAAUUUUUGGGACAGAUCUCCUACUUGCCAGCAAUGCGUUGGUUUGCCUGAAGAAAGACUACUUGUGCUUGAAGGUCUUUCUAGGAAAUUCGCCGUUCUCACUGUCUCCAGCGUGGGAAGAUGCUGGACAAUGGGAGAGGAAAGGUUAAUUGUUAGAGAUAUCAUUCGAUGGUGGGUUGGGAAGAACAAGCUCGAAAAACUUCCUCUUGUGGCUUUAGGGGCAUCCUCUGGUGGUUACUUUGUUUCUGCCCUCGCAACAAAUUUGAGGUUUAGUAGCAUUGUGCUGAUGAUUGCGGAGGGGAUAUUUGAUCAGAUGGAUGUACGAGAGGAUUAUCCGCCCACCCUAUUUGUUCACAUGCCCAAGGACACCAUUAGACAGCAGAAGAUAGAUGAAUUCAUGCCAGAUUUGAAGAGUAAGGGGAUUGAUGUUGCUGCAGUCGAAUGUGUGGAGUUUCCUCUGUCAGCUAGUACUUUGGCUGAUAGAAUUCCUGGAGUAGAUGAAAAUGUCUCAGCCAAGUUAUUUGAGCUGUUUCGUAGUAAGGGCUUUGUAGAUGCAAAUGGGUAUAUGAAGAGGGAUGGGCGUGCUAUGCGCUGGAAGAAGGCUCUUCAGGAGAAUAAGAAUAUAUUGCUGGAUAGGCAACUGGUUAAUCAUGUCCAGGAGGAGUUGAACCUUGCAUUUGCAUAUCAUGAAAUGACAAGCUUGCAGUCCGAGCAAAUAUUUAAGUGGUUUGAGUCUCACAUGAGCUGAUUUUGGCAGCAAAUUUUUCCUUUCGUUUGGGAUGAGCUUUGCAUUGGUGCUUAAGUAUCUAAUGUCUGCUCUCCCCUGAUUGCUUCUCAUUCAUAAAGCUCCGAACUGAACUUGGCCUGAAAAGUGUUGAUGGACGCAUAAGUUCCCUUGUUGAGUUUACAAUGUGUAGAGACAUGAAGCGUCAGCACUGGACUCUGACUGAAAAGCAAUGCAAAACUGAUCAGUCCCCGACACGACAACUGGAACGUAUGCAAAUUUCUCCUCUGUUGGGUGAAAGUAAUGCUGAAUGUGAAAUUGGAUAUUGUGAAUCAUAUGGUGAUCAACUGGUGUUUUUUUUUUUUUGUUACCUCCCUUUAUUCAACCAACUUUCUUGGUCUACCCUAUGCACAUCUGAACAGAGUAGCCCUCUUGGCACUUGACUUUGUAAGUUUUUAACUUCUCUCGAGGGGGUCACACGCCAAGAGGUAGAUGGUGGUCUUUCUAGAGACAUGAACUAUGAUUCAAUACAUGGUUUUGGGUACUUAUAUUCAAUUGUUAUCUCAUCAAAGGUGGGUACUUGAAAGAAGCA
This is a messenger RNA of Eucalyptus grandis, 1762 nucleotides long. RefSeq lists its product as uncharacterized. The record is from RefSeq and is a predicted model, not a curated record. Bases 145 to 1194 code for a protein of 349 amino acids. The transcript has 2 exons. NCBI's taxonomy places the organism in Eukaryota, Viridiplantae, Streptophyta, Magnoliopsida, Myrtales, Myrtaceae.